AGCGCGAAAAAGGAUCAAUUAUUAAUCUGAUUUAAUCCGGCGGGUGGUCAGCGGUGCAAUCUUUAUAAGAACAAGUGUUGGACCUCGCAACUUUUCUUCCCAAACAGACAGAUAAUCAAUCAAGCCAUAUCUACAACAACGAACCUCUUUCACCAACUUAAAACUUCAACCUUUACAAAACUCCCCAUCUGCAAAAAUGGCCUCCCCUCACACCUACCAGUUCGAUGUCACCAUGACCUGCGGCGGCUGCUCUGGCGCCAUUGACCGUGUCCUCAAGAAGCUCGACGGCGUCGAUAGCUACGAGGUUUCCCUCGAGAAACAGACCGCAGUCGUCACCACCAGCCUGCCCUACGAGACCGUCUUGGAGAAGAUCUACAAGACCGGCAAGAAGAUCAACUCUGCCACUGCCGACGGCGUCCCUCAGUCAGUCGAGGUUGCUGCUACUGCGUAAAUAAAGAAAAAAGGUGCAGAGGAGGAAACGAAAUAAGAUGUUGCGAGGCAACUAGGCACACAUGACGGGAUAUUUCGAGCGUCUGUUCUUUAAUGAAAUAAUGAAUCUUUCAAGUUCCAAUUAUAAGCUUCCACGCGGGCUGUGAAGUCGAUACUCUAAUGGGAUCUAAUCGUCGA
Messenger RNA from Trichoderma atroviride IMI 206040, 627 nucleotides. RefSeq lists its product as uncharacterized. Gene Ontology annotation, molecular function: metal ion binding; copper chaperone activity. Gene Ontology annotation, cellular component: cytosol. NCBI's taxonomy places the organism in Eukaryota, Fungi, Ascomycota, Sordariomycetes, Hypocreales, Hypocreaceae. The record is from RefSeq and is a predicted model, not a curated record. Gene Ontology annotation, biological process: copper ion transport.